UUACUCUAAAAUAUUUUAUUAUUCUCACCAAAGCAAGUCCAAACUCCAAAGGUGGAAAGAAACACUUUACAUGGCUUAGGAAGAGAGAUGGAAACAAAUAAAAAAAAGUACUAGUAACAAAAUAAAAGUGACGUGGACUGACUCGAUCUUAUCCAAAACUUAGUAGUGUAGUUUGUGACGGCUAAGAUGGGCGGCAGCAACCUGGCAUAUUCGGAUACUACGUGGCAAACAAGCCCGAUGCCACCUCACCCUCCAAAUCGUAAAGGGGGAGAGAGAGAAAGAACAAUUUUGAGGAAACCUCCUCCGCGUUUUGACGUCAUCAUUGGACGCUUUCCAUCUGCACGGAGAAAGCGGAUUGGUCGAAACCACGCUUUCGAGCUAAAGUACUUCCAACGACAGCUCAGGCGAAGCCAAAUCGGAGUAGUAUCCUUAAAACUGUACAAAACGACAAAGCGCCACCUCUCUCGGGCUGUUGCCGACCACCGCACGAUUCGUUGCAUCCCUGUCAUUUUCUGCUAUUUUCACACCUAA
This is a messenger RNA of Oldenlandia corymbosa var. corymbosa, 531 nucleotides long. Lineage: Eukaryota; Viridiplantae; Streptophyta; Magnoliopsida; Gentianales; Rubiaceae. The record is from the annotation of a GenBank genome assembly.